AUGAAUGAAGCAAGAGUGUGGAACUGUAAGAGUUCAACUUUUUGUCUAUCAGAUAGAGAGUUUAAGAAUCCUGCUUUGAGUUUAGAGAAAUCACUGUCUUCUGGUGCGAAAAUUGUUAAGCCUCCUGAACCUGAUGAUGAUGAUACUAGCUGUGAGUUGAGUUGGUUGAUUAAUUGUGUUGUUUUGAGAAGACGAAUUAGGACGGAGAAUCUCUUUGCUUUUUGGAGGAUGUUGAUUAUGUCAAUGGUAGGUCCUUUUGGGAUGAGGGGUGAUGGUGCACCAGUUGGUGUUGUCGGUACAAGUGGAACUGUGUUUAGUCCUGGUGAUGGUGCUGUUGCUGUUGUUACCGGUAAAGGCGGUGAUAUUGUGGUUGAUGGUAAUGGUGGUGAUGAUGUUGUUGUUGUUGGAGGUUGA
Molecule: messenger RNA, 414 nt
Organism: Lathyrus sativus (Indian pea)
Lineage: Eukaryota; Viridiplantae; Streptophyta; Magnoliopsida; Fabales; Fabaceae
Source: the annotation of a GenBank genome assembly